AUGAGCAUGGAGAAGAGACGUUUCCAGAGCAGUGACUACGAGGAAACCUAUUAUCCAAAGAAAAGAUUACACAGGAGUCUUGCGAAGGAACGAAAACAUAAACAUUCGAAGAAAGAGUCGGAUCAACUCGAACCUGAUGAAUAUGAAGUUGAGGCAAUCUUGGACAUAAAGAGAGAUGAAAUCACAGGGAAACGAAUGUACCUCAUCAAGUGGAAAGGCAAAAACCUUAAUUGUCCAGAAAAAAUAAGCGAAUACCUGAUUAGAAAUAAAGAAAGAAUAUCAUCGAAAAAUUUAGAUGUCAAGGGUAAACAUUCCAAGCCCAUAUUCACCGAAGAACAAUUUCAAAAAAAAUUGAAUGACUUGCAAAACAAGAUUAGUUAUAAGAAUAGAAGGCCCAAGCCAAUGAGUCCCAGGACAAAGAACAUGAUUAAAAGGUAUGACGAUGAAAAGGAAAGGAUGCUUCAACAAGAAAGGUUGGAAAAAGAAGCGAGGGAGAAAGAGGAGAGAGACCGGAAAAUGUGGGAAGAGCUAAAAUCUAUCAAGCCCAGGAAAUAUUCUCAGCUGAAAAAUUUGGAUCAAGAGGACAAUGAUUCACUGUAUUCCGAAAUAGAGGAUUCAGAAUCUUAUUCUCCGGGUUUACCCCAAGGGCAAUCCAAUGAAUUGAGAAGGAACAUUGAUGAUCCUUACCUUAUUGUUCCAGUUUACGAUUCCCAUUCAAUGAAUAACAACUCGGUUACCUUGAAUCCUUUGAAUGCGGAUAUUUCAAAUUCUGCACCGCCCUCGCUUAAUUUUGAUUUAUCAGAAAUAUUAUCUAAAAUCAGGCGAGAAGAAGAUUUGCUGAAAUCACUUCAAGAGGCGAAUAUAAAUUUUUCAAAUUUAAACUCCAAUCCAAUCUCAUCGUGGAACCCAGAUAACCGAAUAGAACGGGGGAUAAAUUCAAAUAUAGGAACCCGGAAGAUGUGGAAACUGUACCAAAAGAAAAUCUCAAAUAGUAAUGAACUAGAGUUCAUAAGUGAUAUAGGGUUAAAUCUCCUGAAUAAACACAAAAUUGACUUCAAGUUCAUGGAAGCCUUAUCAGAAAAGGAGAGCGUUGUAAUUGAAUCCUCUCAACCAAUGAAAUUUUUGUGGCGUAUAUUUGAAGAAGAUAUGAAAAGAACUUUUGAGGAUCGAUCAAAUCAUCCACUUUACACAAUCUUUACUGUAACAGCCCCGCCGACAACUUCAAAUGAUCUUGAUCAUGAAUCUCGGGAACUUAGAAAGUCAGAUCAGGUAUUCUUGCAUACUUACACCUCUAAUCGCGAGAAUUUUAUUUUAUCGAGGCCUUCAUUAUGCAAUCAACUUAGGAUACCUAUACCUCAUGAAGUCUUUUUGUUGGUUGGCUACCGGAAAUAUGUUUUCCCUGUAAACUUUCUCGUCAAUUGGUCGACGCACAUGCUUUCCACUUUCGCAGACUCAAAGUAUAUUUUAAUUGGGAAAAAAUUUAUCGAAAAUGAUAAUCUUUUAAGGUUCUUGCAUUUCCUUGAAGCUAUCGAAACGUACAUUGAAGAUCCACAUCUUGAAAUAGUCAUGAUUCACCCUGAGGCUUUCGAGGAAACUCCUCUUUCGCCCCUUUUUAAACAUUUUAUUUCCUUAAAAUACAGAAAAGGAAUUAAGUUUUACCUGUUUCAUGAGACUCUCCCAAAGGAAAUUCUGAUCUCUGGAGGUAUCCUUACAAUAACUGUGAGAGCAUUGCUAAUGUAUGACAAUAUUGUAGAGAUCGUAAAGGGAUUUCUGAAUAAGAAUGUUAAUUGGAUUUGCAAAAUUCAUGGAGAAAUAUUCAAGUAUUUGGAUAGCCAGAUUGAGAGUUGUAACAAUGCAAAUAUCAAGCAAAGAAUUAAAAACGCGAGAGAUAAACUUAACCGAGGGGUAGUCGAGUUGAAAUUUAGAUAUUUUGAUGAAAAAGAGCUAGCAGAUGACUUGAUAGACGGUAGUUCGUACUGCUAUAGCUCUAUGACAAAAGCAUACUAUCUACAUCGAGAAUCAUACAGAUAUUUUGUUGUGAUCGACGAUUACAAGAGUAUGCAAUAUGUCCUGACAUGUGGGGUGGAAUCGAUGGAUCUGAAAGAAUUUAUAAACCAAAAGUUUGUUUGA
Messenger RNA from Acaulospora morrowiae, 2130 nucleotides. The record is from the annotation of a GenBank genome assembly. Lineage: Eukaryota; Fungi; Glomeromycota; Glomeromycetes; Diversisporales; Acaulosporaceae.